This is a messenger RNA of Rhagoletis pomonella (apple maggot), 1688 nucleotides long. Its product is annotated as putative glycerol kinase 5. Gene Ontology annotation, cellular component: mitochondrion. Lineage: Eukaryota; Metazoa; Arthropoda; Insecta; Diptera; Tephritidae. The transcript is spliced from 8 exons. Gene Ontology annotation, biological process: glycerol-3-phosphate biosynthetic process; glycerol metabolic process; triglyceride metabolic process. The coding region runs from base 129 to 1622 and encodes 497 amino acids. The record is from RefSeq and is a predicted model, not a curated record. Gene Ontology annotation, molecular function: kinase activity; phosphotransferase activity, alcohol group as acceptor.
UAUUUAGUAAUUUCGUACUCUUCAACGCGUGGCGUUGCUCGAAGAAACAAAGCUUUCAAUUAUGAGCGGUAGCUUUUUUAAGAAAAUCAGUGCUUGAAAGUAGUUUUAAAGGGUUAAGCGUUUAAUAUAUGUAUGUCAAAUUGCUGAACCCUCAACCGGGGCACUUUGAAAUUGAACCAGAAACGCUGUGGGCUCAAAUCGUCAGCGUUGUAAACAGGGCAGUUAUAGAUGCCCAAUUAAAACCCUGUGAUAUCACGAACUUUGGUUUGUCGACACAACGCUGUACAUUUCUUACUUGGAACCACGAAACACAGGAGUAUUACCAUAAUUUUAUAACAUGGAAAGAUUUGCGUGCGAAUACAUUAGUGGACCAAUGGAAUGCUGGAGCAGCUAUUAAGGCAUUAAACAUAUUUUCUUACGUUUUGUACUUGAUUACACGGAGCAAACGAUUUCUAGCAGCAAGUGUGUUGAAAAUGAUGAAUGGGCAGGUCACUCUGCGCCUUCUGCAUGAGCUUGAGAACAACACUCGUCUUCGAGAGGCACUUAAGCAAAAAGACGCACGCGUUGAACUAUUAGAUUCCUGGAUACUUUACAAAUUAAGAUCUGGAAAUGGCGCACGACCAAAUGUUGAUCAUAUCAGCGAUAUAACUUCUGCUACUGCCACUGGACUUUUUGAUCCAUUUACACUUAGCUGGUCACCUCUUAUGAAAAUGCUGUUUGGGAUCGAUUCUUCUUUACUUCCUAAAGUUGUGGACAAUGGCUAUAAAGAUUUCGGUCAAAUACAUCCUAGAUCCUUAGGACCCGAUUGGACUAACUCCGUUAUAUCUAUAAACGCCUCCGCAAGUGAUCAAACUGCGGCUCUUUGGGGGUCACAUUGCUUUGAGCGUGGUGAUGUGAAAAUUACUUUGGGAACUGGCGCUUUCCUCAACUUGACUACGGGUAGUGAUUGCCACGCCUCGUUAAUGGGGAUGUAUCCGUUGGUUGCUUGGCAAUUUAGAGACGCACAAGAAUGUGCUCGAACCAUUUAUUGUAUUGAAGGUGCUUCAAAUGACAUGGGUUCGGUGAUAGAAUGGGCGAAGCUGUGCGGUCUUUUUACCAACCCCAUGGAAUCUGCUGCUAUCGCGGAAUCUGUACCAGACACUAAAGGCGUUUAUUUUAUACCAGCUUUCAGCGGCUUGGGAGCCCCUAUCAAUGAUCAAAAAGCUGCCUCGGGCUUUAUUGGGAUUACUCCGUCCACGACGCGUGCACAUUUAGUGCGAGCUAUACUGGAGAGUAUAGUCUUCCGAGUAGUUCAAUUAUGCGAAACAGUGGAAAAAGAAAGCAAAUACACAUUGAAAGCGUUAAGAGUUGAUGGCGGAGUAUCACGUAACAACUUUGUUUGCCAACUAUUAGCAGAUGCUACAGGAAUAUGUGUUGAACGCGCCUCCACUAUCGAAUCAAGUGUAUUGGGAGCAUCGUACAUGGUUGGAUAUAAUAUUGGCCUCUGGAAUAGUUUUCACGAUCUGCGAAAACUUCGUAAAAUAGAUCGUGUUUUUGAGCCACGGGUAGAGUAUUAUUCAAGCAUAAAAGAACAUAUUAUGAAUUGGAUGAAGGCAACGCAACGGUUUCGUAAUUGGUAUUAAAAGCAAACAAUAAAGUCGAACUACCCUGUGAAAUUGGGAGUUUCUUUAUUUCUUUCGGAAAUAUAA